Molecule: messenger RNA, 649 nt
Organism: Plutella xylostella (diamondback moth)
Lineage: Eukaryota; Metazoa; Arthropoda; Insecta; Lepidoptera; Plutellidae
Gene: Trs20
Product: trafficking protein particle complex subunit 2
Biological process (GO): endoplasmic reticulum to Golgi vesicle-mediated transport
Source: RefSeq, a predicted model, not a curated record
UUCUGAACAGCUCGUGUUUUGAUGAUGGUGAUGGUGGUUUAUUUUAGUGAAAUAAAACUUUUAAUUAAAUAUUAAAAUCACAAAGCAUUUGGCCCAGAAUCUAGACUAUACUUAAAAACAACCCGUGAAGAUGGCCGGGACAUACUACUUCGUCAUUGUGGGCCACUCCGAUAAUCCCAUAUUCGAACUCGAUUUUAUUCCAGUUACCAAAGAAGUAAAGAAAGAGGACAACAGACACCUGAAUCAGUUUAUCGCUCAUGCUGCACUGGACCUGGUGGACGAGCACAUGUGGAAGGUCACCAACAUGUACCUCAAGUCUGUGGACAAGUUCAACCAGUGGUUUGUGUCCGCCUUCGUCACUGCCAGCCAGAUGAGGUUCAUAAUGGUCCACGACUCAAGGAAUGAGGACGGCAUCAAGGGAUUCUUCACGGAUGUCUAUGAAGCCUACAUCAAACUCAUGCUAAAUCCAUUCUACAAGGAGGAUACCCAAAUAACAUCUCCGGCGUUUGAGAAAAAAGUACAGUUCUAUGGAAAGAAAUAUCUAACAUAAGUGGUGUUAUUGUAAUAGUUUGAUAGUAUGGAUGGGGAGUGGUUUGGAAUGUGUAAAUAAUUGUAUUAUGUAAGUAAAUAAUAAAGCCUAUUUAUAAUA